AUGAUAAGAAAACCUAAAAAGCUUUUAAUAAUUUUAAUAAUCUGUUUAAUUUCUAAAUCAUAUCAAAAAUCAAAACUAAGAUCGAAUUCAGAAAUCUUAAAUCAAUAUCAAAUAAAUCCAAAUGUACCAGCAACACCUCAAUCAGUUUUAAAUUUAUUAAAAAAAAUUAAUCAUCAAGGAGUUUUAACUUUUCCAAAGAACAUUUUAAAUAUCUUUCAAAGGAUUAAUGAAGGUUAUCAACUUUUAGAUGAAGAAAUUAAAUUACUUAAACUUUGUAGAAUUACUGCUGCUCGUCAAAAUGGUCAAAUUAAAAAUUUACAUGAUAAUACUUUCUUAGGUUUUUUAAGAUUUGAUACGAAUAAGUUGAGUUUCAGAGGAUGUGGAACUGUACUUGGUAUGAAAGGUGAUGCUCUUCCAUUUUCAAAAGCUAUUGCGACCACAGUAAUUGAGAUUGACCACUUAGGUGGCCCAAAUGCUACAUUUGAAGCAUUUCCUAUACUCGAAUUACUUACGGUUGAUCAAUUAACAACACAAGAGUUAAGAUUCUUCAACUUUGAUAAUUUUACUGCCACUCAUCAUCAACAUCAAUCAAAUGCAACUCAGAACUUGACUCAAAUUGAUAAUUCAAAUCACACUGGAACUGAAACUACUCUUCCAACGGAUGAUAAACAAUCAAAUUCUCAUGAUUUGAUUCGUUCUUAAUCAUAAUUUAUUUCAAUCCUCUUCGAAAGAGUCAUAUAUUUGAUCUCAACUGUGAAUAUUUUCUUGUGUUGGUACAAUUUGUGAAAACCGUUUCUUGAUGUAAAUAUUUUUAUAAACAAUUUUCUCAUCAUAAUUUGCUUUCUAUAUUGUAAUUCAUUUCUUGAACACUUUUCUUCGGAGAAGGUUGAUAAAAGAGAGAG
Melampsora larici-populina 98AG31 is the source of this 902-nucleotide messenger RNA. RefSeq lists its product as uncharacterized. The transcript has 3 exons. NCBI's taxonomy places the organism in Eukaryota, Fungi, Basidiomycota, Pucciniomycetes, Pucciniales, Melampsoraceae. The record is from RefSeq and is a predicted model, not a curated record. The coding region runs from base 1 to 702 and encodes 233 amino acids.